UGAAAAAGUCUUUUAUCGCAACUAAAAUGGAGAAACUAGCUAAAGUGGAUAGAAUCGAUAAACUAAAGCAGCAUUCAGUGACAUUCAUUAAAAGGUGCUUUAUAGUGCUGUCAGUGCUGACAGCAUUUCUGAUACUUUCGUACAUUCCAACUUACAAAAAAUAUGGAUUUAGUAUCAAUGUAAGGAGCAAACAAAUAAGAAAAGUGGCAAGAAGAUUAAUGUAUAAGGCAGGGUAAAUUACAUCACUCUUACUUGGAUUAUCCCAAUGAGAUUUCGAGUAAAGAGGCCUUUCGAUAUGGAGGCUGACGGAAAUGACAAAUACUGGAUCAGGCAGAUCGAUGUGAAGGAUAGAUUUAAACGGGACAAGGUAAUUCAUGAUAUUGCUACGGACUUGGGAAUAGGAGAAAAGUUCCCUCUUGUCCAAGCGAACACAGUGACUGAAAAGAUCAAGGACGAUAUCAAGAAAAAGAUUGCAUUCCCUCCCGAGUAUCUUAAAAUGAAACAUCCACCAAGACCCCAUGUGCCACAAUGUGAUGUCACAAAAUUACUUGAUCAUAAAACCACUAUUCUAUCCUAUUCUUUAUCGCAGUUCAGAAGUACAAGUAUCAAAUUAGAUGGACUCUUCAAUGACGGUGGACGGAUCAAUAUAAGAACGACUACCUCUGCUGAAGACGUUGAACAAGGAAAUUAUAAUAAUAACAUUAAGCUAAACUUGACAUUGUUUGCUCAAUCCGACGAUCUCUUCAAACACGUUUCCGUAGCCCAAAUAGAAAACCAUGAUUCAACGUCAAAAACUGUUCACAUCAAUAGUCACCACCAUUUAGGAUCAUGUCUAGUGUAUAAUCUAGAUAUCAUAUUCCCAUCAACACUUGCUUCUUACAAGGACUUUAACUUGAUUGCAAAUCAUGCAACUAAAAUUAGCGGCGAUUUAAAUUCCAUUGUUUUUAAGAAAUUCAGAGUUGGUGUUGGAAGAGGUGCUAUCGACUUAAAGGAUGUCAAAAGCGAAGAAAUUAUGGUGGGUACAUUGAAUGGCAUUGUACUCGGUAGCUACCAACCUACGCAAAAGUUAGGCAUCGCAGCCGUCGAGGGUGCUACCAUGGUUGAAAUAUUGCCCAGAUCAAAGAAUUUAAAAUCAACCGUUGUAACUUUAAAUGGACCUGUCAAAGCAAUUAUUUCUGAUGGCUUAAGUAAGAGCAGUAGGUUCAUAACGCAUUGUUGGUUCUGCCAACCUUCAGUAGAGUCAAAAAACCCAGAACAGGUCCAUGUUACUUCAUCAAGACGAAAAAUGAUUAAAAUCGGUUACUUUAAUCAAACUUCAAAUGCUCAUAUAAAUGUUCAUUCAAGACACGGAGAGUCUAAAUUAGUAUACAAUUAAAUAGUAAUAAAUGUCUAUAUUAU
Messenger RNA from Mucor mucedo, 1398 nucleotides. RefSeq lists its product as uncharacterized. The record is from RefSeq and is a predicted model, not a curated record. Bases 266 to 1375 code for a protein of 369 amino acids. NCBI's taxonomy places the organism in Eukaryota, Fungi, Mucoromycota, Mucoromycetes, Mucorales, Mucoraceae. The transcript has 4 exons.